UUAUAAAUAAUGUAAUUAUUUUUAUUUAUAUCAUUAUUAUUAUUAUGUUUUAUUACCUUAAGAGUGUCGAGGUUUACAGGCCAAGUGAUGGAGUUUGGUCAUCUGUAGCUGAUAUGGAAAUAAGCCGAUUUCGUCCUGGAGUAGCUGUAUUAGAUGGGUUAUUGUAUGUUAUGGGCGGAGAAAUGGAAGAACCAGUUGUUUAUAAUACUGUAGAAAUAUACAACCCCAACAGCAAUACUUGGACUACAGAGAUCUUGUCAAGAAAUGGAGAACGAACUUAUAGUGGAGUAGUCAUUGAUAGACCACACCAUUUUCUUUAAUCAGCUUACAGAAGUACUCAUUGUUAGAAGUAACAUGACCAGUACAUUUUUGUAUAAAUAUAACACAUGACAUGUAUUGUUUUUUGAAUAUUUGAAGAUAAU
Molecule: messenger RNA, 422 nt
Organism: Acyrthosiphon pisum (pea aphid)
Lineage: Eukaryota; Metazoa; Arthropoda; Insecta; Hemiptera; Aphididae
Product: kelch-like protein 3
Exons: 2
Coding region: 45-320 (91 amino acids)
Molecular function (GO): protein binding
Source: RefSeq, a predicted model, not a curated record